AUGUUCCCUGCAAGAUGGGGAAUUUAUGAUGACCACAGACAUAUAAGUCAUCAAGACUUGCAGAGGGUCCUUCUAGCUGUCAAAACGUCUUCUUAUGCCCGAUACCAUGUGCUUCUGCAUGGACCACGACCCUCAUCUUCUUUACCUUCCCCCACUGAAAUCCCAAGAACAAUUUUGCUGGAAUAUACCCAGUGUUUGCCUAGUGCAUAUCCGUGA
This is a messenger RNA of Sphenostylis stenocarpa, 216 nucleotides long. Lineage: Eukaryota; Viridiplantae; Streptophyta; Magnoliopsida; Fabales; Fabaceae. The record is from the annotation of a GenBank genome assembly.